AUGUUUUUAUUAAACAACGAAAAGGAAGAAUCACCCAAGGAUAUUUUGUUGAAUGAAUUUAAAUAUAAAAUAAGAAUAUUAGCUGGUAUAAUGUUUGCUAUUAAAGCUAUUCCCAUGGUUAUUAAUGCGUUUAAUGAAAAAACAGAAUAA
Molecule: messenger RNA, 150 nt
Organism: Plasmodium reichenowi
Lineage: Eukaryota; Apicomplexa; Aconoidasida; Haemosporida; Plasmodiidae
Exons: 1
Coding region: 1-150 (49 amino acids)
Source: RefSeq, a predicted model, not a curated record